Ficedula albicollis (Collared flycatcher) is the source of this 2412-nucleotide messenger RNA. Its product is annotated as keratin, type II cytoskeletal 5-like. Lineage: Eukaryota; Metazoa; Chordata; Aves; Passeriformes; Muscicapidae. The coding region runs from base 114 to 1841 and encodes 575 amino acids. The record is from RefSeq and is a predicted model, not a curated record. The transcript is spliced from 10 exons. Gene Ontology annotation, cellular component: keratin filament. Gene Ontology annotation, molecular function: structural constituent of skin epidermis. Gene Ontology annotation, biological process: intermediate filament organization; keratinization.
GAGCUCUCCCAUUACAGGGGUUUCUGCCUCCAUUGCCCUCUGCUCUUUUGCUGCUGCACGGCCUUUUUCAGUCUUCCUCUCUCCUACUCUUUGUCUUACCAACUGAACCAGCCAUGAGCCGGAUCUCUUUCAGAUCAUCUACUGGAGGGGGCAUGAGGGGCUUUAGCUCAGGCUCUGCUAUCGUAGGAGGUGGUGGCUCUGGGACCAGGAGCAGUUUUAGCUCUGUCUCCGUCUCCCGAGUUGGAGGAGGAAGAGCUGGAGGUGGCGGAGGCUUUGGAGCUGGUGGUGGCUUCGGCAGCAGAAGUCUCUAUAACUUAGGUGGAAGCAAAAGAAUUUCCUACAGCUCGGUCGGUGGAGGUCUACGAAGCGGAGCCGGGGGCGGAUACGGCUUUGGUCUUGGCUAUGGUGGUGGAGCAGGCGCUGGCUUUGGCUUAGGAGGAGCCGGUGGUGGUGGUGGCUACGGGCUGGGAAGUGGAUUUGGGCUGGGAGGGCCUGGAUUUGGUGGCCGAGGUGGCCCCGGGUUCCCUGUCUGCCCACCUGGUGGCAUCCACGAAGUGACUGUCAACCAGAGCCUCCUGGCGCCCCUCAAGCUGGAUAUCGAUCCGGAAAUCCAGAAGGUGCGAACACAGGAGAGGGAGCAGAUCAAGACCCUCAACAACAAAUUUGCCUCCUUCAUCGACAAGGUGCGCUUUUUGGAGCAGCAGAACAAGGUGCUGGAGACCAAGUGGACACUCCUCCAGGAGCAGGGUCACACUGUCACCAGGAAAUCCCUGGAGCCCAUUUUCGAAGCCUACAUCAACAACCUGCGGCGGCAGCUGGACAGCCUGGUGGGAGAGAGGGGCCGGCUGGACUCCGAGCUCCGCAGCAUGCAGGACAUGGUGGAGGACUUCAAGAACAAAUAUGAAGAUGAGAUCAACCGGCGCACAGGUGCCGAGAACGAGUUCGUGGUCCUCAAGAAGGACGUGGAUGGUGCUUACAUGAACAAGGUUGAGCUGCAGGGCAAGGCCGAUGCGCUGGCAGAGGAAAUCAACUUCCUGAGAGCUCUGUACGAGGCGGAGCUGUCCCAGAUGCAGCAGCAAGUGUCGGACACGUCGGUGGUGCUGUCCAUGGACAACAACCGGAGCCUGGACCUGAACAGCAUCAUCGCCGAGGUGAAGGCGCAGUACGAGGACAUCGCCAACCGCAGCCGCGCCGAGGCCGAGGCCUGGUACCAGAACAAGUACGAGGAGCUGCAGGUCUCCGCCGGGAGACACGGGGAUGACCUGAGGAACACCAAGAUUGAGAUUUCGGAGAUCAACCGGAUGGUGCAGAGGCUGCGGAAUGAGAUCGACAGUGUGAAGAAACAGUGUGCCAACCUCCAAGCAGCCAUUGCCGAGGCCGAGGAGCGCGGGGAGAUGGCCCUGAAGGAUGCCAAGGCCAAGCUGACUGAGCUGGAGGAUGCUCUGCAGAAAGCCAAGGCUGACCUGGCCCGGCAGCUCCGCGAGUACCAGGAGCUCAUGAACGUCAAGCUGGCCCUGGACAUCGAGAUCGCGACCUACAGGAAGCUGCUGGAGGGCGAGGAGAGCAGGCUUGCUGGAGAAGGAGUGGGAGCUGUCAGUGUCUCCGUGGUCAGCAGCUCCAGCGGGAUGGGCUACGGCGGCGGCAGCUCUGGCGGCGGCGGCGGCGUCGGCUACGGCGUGAGCGGCGGCGGCUUCGGGGGCAGCGGCGGCUUCUCCGGGGGGCACAGCUACGGGGGAGGCAGCUCCUUCAGCUCCGGGAGCAGCCGCGGCCUCAGCUCCAGCACGGGAGGCAGCGUCAGGAUCGUUUCCAAGACCACCACCAGCAAAAAGACCAUCAGAUAAGGCUGGCGAGCGUGCCUCCUGCCCCGCGGAUCGUGGUGUAAAUAGCAGCGCUACAGCCUCCCCUUCCUCCGUCCUUCACCUCUGGGGCAGCGGGGGGACCAGGGCCCCUCCCUGAGAAUCUGGAGCACCUUUGGCUGAAGCACAGGUUGUAACAGGUCACGGCUGGGCACGGACCCUGGGCUGCCCCUUGUCAGCGAGCCCUUGGUCUCGCCUCAAAGUCGGGCGUUUAUGGGGAAAUGGAAGCGCUGUGUGCAACGGCGACAGCCGCUUCGUUCAUCCCAUUCAAGGGUGAAUCACAGCCUUGCGGGACCACAGUCCCAGGUCCUCAGCAGUGAAAACACCUCCAAGAGGCUCUAAAAGUCUCUGCCCCACAGCACGUUACAACCUCCAAAGGUUUUGUCUGCAAUUCGAGAUUUCUUCCAGCCCCUUCUGUUUUCUCUGGCACUUGCGGGAAAGGUUUUUGCUUUGUGUGUAUAAGAUUUCUAACUACUUGUCUUCAUGGCUGCAGCCUCCUCACUUCCAUGCCUAACCUACUGUAAGGUCCAAUAAAAGAGCAUUUCUCAUUUUUAAA